AUGUACUUUGAUGACAUUUCCACCCGGUUAAGACCUUUGGAAGACUUCAAAGUAGGCAACCCUUCGAAGAACAUAUACCAGCCAAGCAUAUAUACCCAACUCUCAACCUUCUCUAAAUCAUCAUUUUUUGCAUUAGAUGAACUUCAUUUAAUUGCAAGAGGGAUUGGAAAGCUUGUGUAUGACCUGAUUACUGUCACCCUCACAAAGGAAACCAAAUUUUAUUAUACCCAUCCAGACAAUACCCUCAAUACCACCGAAUACCCUUUUCAUAUACCAAGAGCAGACCUUGUAACAAUCGGAAACUGUAUCACCAGCUCACGAAAAUAUAUACCCACCUCAUUUCAAGGCAGUUUCGACAACGUAUUUGCCAAGAUCGAUGGUACUCGCGCAGUGGACUGGCUUGACUUUCUCUUAUACCUUAUCCCCACUUUGGUCGUGCCUUAUUUACCAAAUAGGGCUGUUAAAACAGCUCUAUUAUCUCUCGUGAAAGGAUUGCUUGAUGAGAUGGAGUCAUACUUCAAGCACUGGCACUCGUUUUUAUACCAACAAGUCCAGAAUAAUACCCUGUCUCGUAGUGUUUUCCGACCAGUGCAACAUUACCUGGUCCAUAUACCCUAUAUCAUCAAGCAGCAAGGCCCCCUGCGAUGCUACUCUACUCGCUCAAUGGAGAGAGUAAUUGGCAUCUUCUCGAAAUUGAUAAAGUCCAAAUCAAAGGGUGGCCGAAACGCCAGUUUUCUUGUCGAGCGAUUUGCAAUUCACAAUUAUACCAGCACGGCAAUCAGCAUCUGUGAUGAAAUCAACCUCAUUCGGCCAAAGCCAUAUGGAAGAGAGAGCUACAUGGACCUUCCUAAUGAUCCUAGUGGUGCGCAGUUGUGGGAGCUGUUUCAUCAGUUUGUUAGUUUGAACGAUGAUUCGGUAGAAGGUGUAGGCGGCCCUAGUGUGAAGCACUGCAAAAGGAGGGGGGAUCCAGUCGAAUUUUAUUUUUUGAAUUUUGGCAAAAUUUGGAAAAAUAUUUCAAACACCAUCGUUUUUCAAUAUAUUUUUUUCUUGAGAUAUGAAUUCGCAAUUUUUUCUGAUUAUAUUAAAUAA
Messenger RNA from Phycomyces blakesleeanus NRRL 1555(-), 1089 nucleotides. RefSeq lists its product as hypothetical. The transcript is spliced from 4 exons. The record is from RefSeq and is a predicted model, not a curated record. Lineage: Eukaryota; Fungi; Mucoromycota; Mucoromycetes; Mucorales; Phycomycetaceae. Bases 1 to 1089 code for a protein of 362 amino acids.